AUGGAGGACGUAGAAAAAGAAAAUGGCUAUUCCACUUUAGAAUACAUCAGAAAUCCUUUGUGGGAGAGAGAAACGGCAGAGCCCGACACAAAAGCAUAUCAAGAAUAUAGGCCAAUAAUUAGUACAAAUAGUUAUUAUAAAAUAAGACCUGUAGAAAAUUAUAGUAAAAAGAUGCUUGUUUCAACGCCUAUGCCUAUGCCUAAAUAUGAAGACAAAUAUGAACAUCUUUCAUAUAAGAGAUAUCCAGAAGAAAAAGAGAAUGAAAAAGGAUCGUCAAAAAUACAAGAUGAAAAAAAAACACCUGGUAAUCAAGACGGAUGGCUUCGUUCUUUUACACCAUAUGAAGAUAGUGAUACUAAAUACAAUUUUGAAGACAAAUAUGGAGAUCAAUCUUAUGAGAGAUAUCCAGAAGAGGAAGAGGGAUAA
Molecule: messenger RNA, 426 nt
Organism: Arctia plantaginis
Lineage: Eukaryota; Metazoa; Arthropoda; Insecta; Lepidoptera; Erebidae
Source: the annotation of a GenBank genome assembly